Molecule: messenger RNA, 639 nt
Organism: Ramularia collo-cygni
Lineage: Eukaryota; Fungi; Ascomycota; Dothideomycetes; Mycosphaerellales; Mycosphaerellaceae
Exons: 4
Coding region: 1-639 (212 amino acids)
Source: RefSeq, a predicted model, not a curated record
AUGGGCUUCACAUCGACUCUGAUCCUCCUGGCCGCCGCCAGCAGUGCCCUGGCAGCCCCAGCCUCCAACAACGAAGUUCUCCGUCGAGGAAACCUCCCAACCCCAGUCUCCGCCGCCACAGCACGAGGAUACCUUUCCAGCAUCGUGACCGAAGCGGAGAAUAACAGCCCCGCUUACAACCGCGAUCUCUUCCCCCACUGGAUCACCAUCAGCGGAGCAUGCAAUACUCGCGAGCAAGUCCUCAAGCGUGAUGGCUCUAAUGUCGUCACUGACUCUGCUUGUGCUGCUACUUCUGGCACGUGGUUCUCGGAUUAUGAUGGUGUGACUUGGACUGCUGCUUCUGAUGUGGAUAUUGAUCAUGUUGUGCCUUUGAGGGAGGCUUGGGUUUCUGGAGCGAGGAAUUGGGAUAAUGCUCGCAGACAGGCAUUCGCAAACGAUCUCACUCGUCCUCAGCUGCUGGCUGUCACUGAUAGUGUCAACCAAGGCAAAGGUGACAAGGAUCCUGCUGAGUGGCUUCCAUCUCGUACUGCCUACCGCUGCACUUAUAUUCGUGCUUGGGUGCAGGUCAAGUUCUACUAUGGAUUAUCGAUGGAUAGCGCUGAGAAGAAUGCAUGCCAGACCAUUCUCAACGGAUGUUAG